Molecule: messenger RNA, 2349 nt
Organism: Mucor velutinosus
Lineage: Eukaryota; Fungi; Mucoromycota; Mucoromycetes; Mucorales; Mucoraceae
Exons: 8
Coding region: 1-2349 (782 amino acids)
Source: RefSeq, a predicted model, not a curated record
AUGGGUUGGCUUCUAUGUUUAAUUGGUGAAAGAUUGCCUCAGCUAGUAACCCGUCGUAUUCAUGAGUAUCUGAUCCUUGGAUUUGCCUUGAAUGGUAAUCCAUACUUGGGUAUCAGUAACAGCGAUAAUGACAUUGUACAUAUCAGCGACCAUCUAUUCCAGCAUUUGCUUCAAGGGCAACAGAUGCAGCUUGUCGUUCAAUCUGUUGCUGAUCUGCUGGAUCAGUAUCUGCUCUGGAUUAGAGAUAAUGCACCAUUAUCUUCUGAUUUGCAACGAUUUACGUUGGGCUAUCUGUUGUCAUUACCUAAAAUUUCGCCCGCAUUAUUCCAAGAAUCUUGGUCUAUCGUCUUCAAGCGUCUCUUAGAGAAUGACAAUGCUGGCACUGUGUUUUUGUAUGAAAAGACGACAAAGAGCUCACUGGUAAAGACGUCAGAAGGAGUACAGGAUUUGGCCAGCGUCUUUCCUCGUUGGUUGACUACCAUUGCAUUUGAUUCAAAGGGACCCAUCAUGAAACACGCCAUGGAUGUCGCAAUCAUGUUGGACACAUUAGCGCAUGAUACACGAUUAAAUUUGACAUAUCUCAUUCCUACGGGCGACAAGUCUAUUAUAGAUACAUUGAAACCAUCCUUUGAGCAACUUGAUUUGAUGCCUACCUCUAUUGAUCUGGUACAAUGGACAAUAUCCAUCGUCUCCUCCUCUUCAUCCAAACAGCAACGAGGGGUAGAUGAUCUUAAAAUUCCACUGUUUCUAUUGCAAUUAGUCAUUCUGAAAGAUGGAGAGUCAAAGGAGAUGGCAGUCGAUAUGUUUGUGCAGCUGAUCACUCGAUUAGAUAGGCCCACAGACCCGAACUCUUCGUUAGGAGCUCGUUAUUUGGCAUUGAAUCUUGUGUCGUCCGCUGAAUCAAAAUGGCCUGGUAUCUUUCAACUUGUGCUGGAAAACAUAUUUUCAAAGGCCAUUGCAAUGCACAUUGCUGACAGCGAGGGUUCCGUGAAUAUUGAAAAGAUACUGGCUAAUUUGGCCAUGCUGUUUGAACCACCCGAUAAUUCGUCACCACAACAACAACCCGGCUUUCAUGCCUUUCAAGCUUAUCUAACAAGUCAUUGGCGUCAAGUGCUACUCUUGUUCUUGAAUCACCCCUCCAUGGAAUGCCGUGCAAUGGGCUACCGUGUCUUGACAAACUCUCAUUUUUGGGAGAACAGUGCUCAUGUUGAAGGCUGUGAUCCUCAGACUAUAGCCAAGCUACUUAUGGACGCGUGGUUUCGACACAUCAAGGGCCGUUACCUUCGCUUUGGGCAAGCAGAAGAGAUCUCCGUGGUGGACGAACAACAGCGUCUUAUUGCGCAUUGCUGCCAACAGCCAGAUAUAGCAAAGACAAUGCUGACAUUUGCCAUAGAUGGCAUCUUGGGAGGUGCGUUGGAAAUUUUCCCUUCGGUCGACGUCAAUGCACUGCAACAGGAGAAGUUGAGCUUGUUUGAUAAAGUACGUCAAGAAGAAAAAGAAAAGUUUAUGCCUCAAGAGGCACAUCAGUUUCGAAAACCACCUCAGUUUGUCACAACCAUCGAGUUUCUGACAGAGGAGGAAUUUGACGUGAGAGAUAGCAUUUACAUUGAGAACAUUCAGAGAACAGCUGCCUUGUUUUUCCAGUUUAGCGAGCUGCCAAAUAUCUCUACAGAGCAAUUCCAAGAUGUGAGUUCCCAUGCCCUUUCUCGACUCACUUCCAUAUGGUUGCCGAACACUGUUCCACUAGACUCUUAUGAUGAUGUACUACCGAAAAAUAUUCCAUAUCAAUGUGAUAUCAACAUUGGAAAUGCGUUCAAGGACCAUCCUGUUUUAUUCCUUAUAUUUGAAAAGUAUACAUCUGGCCAAAACCAACACUAUUCCUCAUCAGCAGCAAACGAUAUUGUUCGCAGUAUCCUCGUCUAUUUUAUUGUCUUUUGGCAUAUGAAGGAAGUGGUCAAUAUUCCAACUGCUCUCCGAUUUGCGACGCAAUUGGAAGAAACGACAAGACUCAUUUUGCUGCUAAAACCCGUUUUACCUCAGUUCUUGGUCGAUGCUUAUCAAGUGUUUCCAUUCAUGUCAGCCAAGGAUUUGGGCGACAUCUUAUUUCAAGUGGUAUGGUAUUAUUUGCGUUGGCACCCAGCUACUAGCAAUCGAGCACAGAUACCAGGAAUCAAGGCUAAAACUACCGUCGAAUCUAUUAAUGAUAAUGAGCUGAGGGAAAAGUGCUUUAAGCGACUGAUGUCCAUUUGUGAGAAUCGCUUGAAGUUGCUGAAAAGCGUGCCUUCUUGGCAUCAAGCACUUCAAGACGUUGUGUCUACACUAGGAAAAUCGUUCGACACUGCUGAAUAA